This is a messenger RNA of Gloeophyllum trabeum ATCC 11539, 1023 nucleotides long. RefSeq names its product heme oxygenase-like protein. Lineage: Eukaryota; Fungi; Basidiomycota; Agaricomycetes; Gloeophyllales; Gloeophyllaceae. The record is from RefSeq and is a predicted model, not a curated record. Gene Ontology annotation, biological process: heme oxidation. The transcript is spliced from 3 exons. Bases 1 to 1023 code for a protein of 340 amino acids. Gene Ontology annotation, molecular function: heme oxygenase (decyclizing) activity.
AUGUCUGCCGCCUCCCUCGACUACGCCCGCCCCGUCUCCGAGCUGCUCCGCGUCGGGACGUCCGGCGCCCACGCGCAGCUCGAGAAGAGCGCCGGCGCCGGCUACCUCGUCCGCGGCGAGCUCGACCAGGACGAGUAUGUCCGCUUUCUGAUGAUGCUCUGGCACGUGUACGACGCCCUGGAAAGUGCCCUGGCGGAGCACGCCGCCGACCCCGUCCUCGCCCCGUCCUACAACCCGGCCGUCCUCUCCCGCACCGCCGCCCUCGCCGCCGACAUCGCCCACUUCCUCGACGUCCCCGCCUCCCAGUGGCAGUCCCACCCCCUCCACACCGCCCUCUCCCCCGCCCACCGCGCCGCCCUCGCCGCCUACACCGCCCGCCUCCACACCGUCGCCCACUCCCACCCCGCCCUGCUCCUCGCCCACGCCUACGUGCGCUACCUCGGCGACCUCAGCGGCGGCCAGACCAUCAAGCGCCGCCUCGCCAAGGCGUACGGCCUCGACCCCGCCGACCGCCCCGGCGUCCAGUUCUACGCCUUCCACCAGCCGGCCAGCAGCGCCGCCCCCGGCACCCAGGGCGACCUCAAGCGCCUCAAGGAGUGGUUCCGCGCGGGCAUGGACAGCGGCGUCGGCGACGACGCCCAGCUCAAGGCGGCCAUGCUCGACGAGGCCAACAUCGCCUUCGCCCUCAACGCCGGCCUCUUCGACGCGCUGCGCGCCCCCGCGAACGGCAAGCCCGCGCUGCACCUCCGCCCGUCCUCGCCCGUCCUCGGCGACCCCACCACGCCCGUCUCCCCCUCCACCCCGAGCGACGACGACCGCCGCUGGGUGACGAACAUCCCCCCGCCGAAGCCCCUCAUGGACGUCGGCGACGCCAAGAACAGCAUGUACUCCGCCACCAGCGUCGUCACCUUCAUCGUCGCCGCCGGCCUCGCCCACUUUAUCAUCGUCGUCGGCGGGCUCAGCGGCCAGAGGGGGUACGAUAAGCUCCAGAACGUGCUCGCCUGGUUGGGCGUCAGCGUUUGA